GCAGCAUUGAAAUUGCAUUUUAAACGGUGCUGUUUGGAUUGCGGUUUUUCUGUGUGAUUAAGGGCUAAACAAGAAGAAGGGCUAAAGAACACUUUCACCCUGUGAUGCUUCUCUACACGUGAGAUUACCUGGCAGCAGCCCUUUCCAGGAGAAGUUGGACUGCAACCUGAAGCCUUCUUAUAAUAUUAAUAAUAGCUUGUGUCUUAUUAAAAGAAAAAGUGAACCCUCCAGUCAAACUUGAGCAAAGCAGGGAAGGAUUUGAUGACUUUUACCUCCAGUCUACCAGAUCAACGCAUUUCUUUCCAGCUAGCAUUUCUUUAACCCCCAAGCCUUAAAUGUCCUUACUUAGAUACUCCCAGGUGGAAAACUUUAAAGAAGCUGCUACAAACGGAGCCACGGAGGAAUUCCUCCCCGGUGUAAACUGUUGCGCUGCUGAAGGACAGCUAAGCUACAGCAAACUUCCACACUUCUCUCUAUUUGAGGACUGAGUUUCCCUUUUACACUGAACUGCGACCUGUCUCUUUACACCUCUGUUUCAGUCCUUUCCCUCUGAUACCUUCUUCCAUAUCUGUGCCUCUCUUUCUCAUAACUUCACUCCUGUUUUUCCAGUUGUCUCUCUUGACUUGUUUUUCUUGCUCUCUACAUUUCUGGGGGCUUCUGUCCCACUCCUUGCUGCCACACUGGAUUUCUUGCAAAUGAAGCACCUGAAGAGGAAGAGGAAGAGCAACUACAGCGUGAGGGAAACACAAACUCUCAUCAGGGAGAUCCACAAGAGGAGAGACGUAUUGUUCUCCAGACAACAGAACACAGCCAUUAAUGAGCUGAAGAGGCAAGCAUGGGAGGAAGUGGCACAAGGUGUGAAUGCCCUGGGAGAGGGGGAGCUACGCACUGCUGCCGAGGUGAAGCGUCGUUACCUCGACUGGCGUGCGCUUACGAAGAAAAAACAGUUGCAGACUGAACUCUCUCUCUCUUCCUCGCCCCCCUCUUUGGCCAUUAAGACUGAGUAUGGAAAUUCCUCUCCAGAGCACGAGGCGCCUUCUUUGGGAUCUGGUUGUGACCAGCUGCUUGACCUCUCAGGCUUCCCAAAGGACUGGCACUGUGACUGGCCGGAGAUGGUGGCUCUCAGCGGGUCGAGCGGGCAGGCCGUGGGGGCACUGCCGGGAGUAAAGAUGGAGGACGAUCUGGACGGGGAUGUGGGAGAUGGAGAAAUGGAUGAUGAUGAUAUUCCCUCUCUCCUUUGUGACAUCGAGGCACGUGUAGAGGGGCAUGAUACUGAUGUUUAUUCCCACAAUGACUUGGGCAUGCCCAGCCCCUCCAAGGAUCCGACUUCCACCACCAGCAGAAAUCUACUGCUGCCCGGUGGCCUGAUGGGAAUGCUGGGUGAACUCAGCAGUGACGAGAACAUAGGAGCAGGGUGUCUGGUUGCUGUUGAGAAACAUCGUCUGGAGCUAGAGAAACAAAGGCUGGCUGUGGAGACUGAACGCCUGGUGGUGGAGAAAGAGCGGCUAUUGGUGGAGAAAGAGCGACUUCGUCAGACAGAGGUGGAGAGAGAGCGGCUGCAAAUAGAGAAGGAGAGGUUACAUGUGGAGAGAGAGAGGCUGAGACUCAUGCGUGUUGGCCAAUCAGAGUACGUCAACUCUUCUUUUAACCUGCCGCCGCAACAAGGCCCAGUCCUUUCCUCUCGUUUGUCCUUAUCCUCAACUCAUGAUGGACAGAGGGAGAAGGGAGUGUCGGCGGCGGACUUGGAGGCAGCGAAGUUAAAUCUGGAGAAGGAGAGACUGCAGCUGGAGAAGGAGAGACUGCAGUUCAUCAAGUUUGAGGCUGGCAGGCUGCAGAUUGAGAGAGAGCGCCUGCAAGUGGAGAAAGAGAGAAUGCAGCUCCACAAGGACCAUUUGUCAGUAAAAAUCUGAUAAGAGUGAGAAAAAGAGGGUAGAUGAGCAGGGUGAAUAAAUUAGAUGUCUCCAGAUCACUAUUGGUACUAGCAGCAGAUUUUUCACAGACAUACUGUCUACGUUUGGUGCGAGACACUUUAGUGAUCUUUCCUAAAUGGCCAAGAAGAAGCCCGAGAACAGUGCCUUAGGGUGUAAUAUUUGUUCGGCACAAUCAGCGGCCAAAUGCAACAACUGUUGGCUGAUGUUCAGCACUCCAGUUCACAGAAAUGUGCUGUGGAAGAUGUUAAAUAAAUACUGGGCUGUUAGUGCAAUUAAUCUUUAUUGGUGCAGAAAUAUUUAAGUAUAUAUAUGAAAUAGUGCUAUUGUACUAUAACUCCUAUAAACCCUAACCCUUGCCUAUCUAUUACUGAAAAACAAAUAGUUCAGUCACACUACAGUAAGCAUAUGAUGGUAACCUCCUUGCAUCUAGGAAAAAAUGGUGGUUGCGUUAUGAUUACAUUGAAUAUUUUGCAUUUGGUAAACAACUGCAAAUAGCUGCGACGAACUGGUCACAUAGAAGGUAAGUGUGCAACUCCACCUACCUCUGGUUGGCCACUUUUGGUUGCAAGGUGAUUGCUGAUAAUCUGUUUUGGUGGUUUUUUCCUUUGUCUGUGCCUUUAAGUCUUUGCAGGUCCCUGAGUGGAUGAGCUGACGGCUGCCGAUUGGUCCGCGAUCAUGUGGUCGCAUUCAAAAUCCCUCCACCAGCAGUUGUCCCUGGGCAGCCACUGACAGCAGCAGCAGACCUGACCCUGGCCUCCAAAACCUGAGACAUUUGUGCCUGUGACUUUGUGCGACUUUUCUCAGUUCUGUAUAUAGUGUGUACAUUAGUUUUCAUUGUAAAUAGCACAUUGUAAAUAGCACUGGAACAGAAGGGGUGAGCUACCUUAUUGUUUUCCUUGCACUGUUUUCUCCUGUUUAUUUCAGUUAGGGAGCACUUGUGUCAUCGAUCCAUUGAUCCAUCCAUCCAUCUUCUUCUACUUAUUUGAGGCUGGGUUGCAGGGACAGCAGCCUAAGAAGAGAAGCCCAGGCCUACCACACCGAGAUGUUCCCAGGCGAGCUGAGCGAUAUAAUCUCUCCAGUGUGUCUUGGGUCUACCCCGAGGUAUCCUCACGGCAGGACGCCAACACCUUGCCUGGUUGGGUGUAGUGUACAUUGGGUAGCCUCAGCCAAGAGGACUGAUCCCCAGUUACUUCUGUCAUUUUGAAGUUAAAUCACCAUGUUACAGCAACUAAACCACCAAUUGUGGAGGAAUUUUUAUAUUAUAUUUGGACUGUGAAUGUAAGUAGUGAUUGUGAAUUUCUGUUUAAUGUGAAAUUUUGUGUAUGUAGAGGCUCACAGAUUCAGUUUCCACCUGUUUAUGACAGUUAAUCACAGAUUCUGUUAAUUCAGUUAUAAAUUGACAGCAGACUGACUCUGUCCUUUUGCUUUUCUUUUUGCCGUCUUGACGUAUUAAAUUUGUUCUAAUGUCAGUCAGAUGGCACCUGACUGCGUGCAGACAUGGUCCCUGUCAGUCAUUUUAAAGGCAGAAAAAUUGCAUGGUCAUUGCACACGGUCACAAUAAUUUGCGGCGUUCUGCGAUCUCCAACCACCGUUUUCUCUAGUGUGACUGUAACAAAAAGCACACAACUUUUGUUGUACAGAAAAAUUUUAGUUCACAAAAGACAAACACGAUUGACAAUAAUAUUUUAAGUUGAUAUCUCACCUUUUCACAGGCUUUUAGAUACUAAUAUCACUACCACUGAUCCAACACGAGUCACACCACAACCCUGAUACUGAGAAACCUAAAUGGAAUUCAGCUAUUGCUGAUUUUAUA
This is a messenger RNA of Pundamilia nyererei, 3744 nucleotides long. It is a transcript of the gene msantd4, whose product is annotated as Myb/SANT-like DNA-binding domain containing 4 with coiled-coils. The record is from RefSeq and is a predicted model, not a curated record. Bases 696 to 1910 code for a protein of 404 amino acids. NCBI's taxonomy places the organism in Eukaryota, Metazoa, Chordata, Actinopteri, Cichliformes, Cichlidae. The transcript is spliced from 5 exons.